This is a messenger RNA of Gracilinanus agilis (Agile Gracile Mouse Opossum), 930 nucleotides long. Its product is annotated as 5'-nucleotidase domain-containing protein 2-like. The transcript has 9 exons. Gene Ontology annotation, molecular function: 5'-nucleotidase activity. The coding region runs from base 1 to 930 and encodes 309 amino acids. The record is from RefSeq and is a predicted model, not a curated record. Lineage: Eukaryota; Metazoa; Chordata; Mammalia; Didelphimorphia; Didelphidae.
AUGUCCUCGCAGAAAUGGAGGCCCGUCACCGCGGAGCAGAGAUCUCCAGAAAGAGCCAUUUUGUGGGCCUUCAUUUUCCUCUUCUCCGCUCGAGAACGACUGACAGCUCGCUUUCUUUCUGAUCUGCUCCCCCCGGGUGUGUGCAACCUCCUGAACCCUUCCACCAUCUAUGCCAACAACGAGGUGUGCCUGGCUGACAUUGAGAUUUAUGGUUUCGACUACGACUAUACUCUGGCCCUCUACUCCAACUCCCUCCACUCCAUGAUUUACAACACUGCCCGGGAUAUCUUGGUGGAACAGUAUAAGUAUCCCGAAGGAAUCCGAAAGUAUGAUUACCUGCCAAACUUUGCCAUCCGAGGACUGCACUACGACAUCCCCAAGGGCUUACUGAUGAAGAUCGAUGCCUUCCAUUACAUCCAGCUGGGCACCGUAUACAGGGGCCUCAAGCCAGUCCCAGAUGAAGAAGUGACUGAGCUGUAUCAAGGCACACAUCACAUCCCCCUCCAUCAGGUUAGCGGAUUCUAUGGCAAGGGACCAGCCGUAAAGCAAUUCAUGGACAUCUUCUCCCUUCCCGAGAUGACCCUUCUCGCGGUGGCCAACGACUUCUUCAUUUCCAACGAUAUCGACUAUGACCCCAUCCACCUAUACAAAGACGUCACGGACGCCAUCAGGGAUGUCCACAUCAAAGGCCUCAUGUACAAGUGGAUCCUCCAGGACUUGGAGAAGUACAUCCUUCGGGGCGAGGAGACUUAUGCUGUCCUGCGCCGCCUGGUGGACAAUGGCAAGAAGCUGUUUCUCAUCACCAACAGCCCCUUCAGCUUUGUUGACAAAGGCAUGAAGUACAUGGUGGGCAAGGAGUGGAGAGAUUUCUUUGACAUAGUCAUCGUGCAGGCGGAUAAACCACAUUUCUUUAACGAUGGCGUCAAGUAA